CCAGAAUGGAUGUUUUCACCGUUCCUCAGAAGAGAGAUGAAGGGUGGUACCUGUCACUCAUGGCACCAAAUACAAAGGGGCCAAAGUUUGCAUGGCUCGAUCCCUCCAGACUUUACUGCAAUUCCCAGGCAUUGUCGGACUGUGUGAGGGAUCUUCUCAGACCAUUCAAGAGCGAGCAGAUUGACCUGGUGGCUGGUAUCGAUGCAAUGGGCUUCAUCCUCGGUUCAGCAGUGGCCAUCAAAUUAGGAAAAGGUUUUCUGGCCAUCCGAAAAGCAGGACACCUGUGUGUGCAAACCGAUUUGCAGGAUUACGUCGACUACACUGAAAGAGAGAAGUUAAUGGAAGUGCGAGUCGACGUCUUAAAACCGGGUCUGCGUGUUCUCAUAGUUGACCAGUGGAUAGAAACUGGAGGAACGAUGAGGGCAGCCAUUCAACUGGUAGAAAGACAGGGAGCGAAUGUUGUGGGUGUCACUGCCAUAGCCAUCGAGAAAAGCGAGGGUGGAAAGUGGAUCAUGGAAAACUACAAGUGCUCCCACUGCGUCCCCAAGAACCUCCAGUGUCAAAUAGAAAACCAAACCCUCAUUGGUUAGACGUGUUAAAGAAAAGGAAGCCGCAAUACAUGACCAAAAGUAUGUGGACGGCUGACUAUAUGCUUGUUUGUCAUCCCACAGUUGGAUAGCUUUUCUUCCUUGUAAAACUGCGUGUUUCAGGUCUUCAGCAUCUGCUGGGUUCAGUUCAGAACUUUGAUUAGGCCACUUCUUUUCUUAAGUGCUACUAAACAGUUACAGCAUUAUCAAGUACAUAUGAUCUUACUUUCUUUUGUAGAAUGGUUUUACAUAGUGGAGUUUGUCCUUUACUCAAUAAUGGCAAGUUUACUUUCUUUCAGGAAGGUCCUGGGUUCAAUCCCCAGGUGGGGCGGUCUGGGUCCGGGUCUGGGUCCUUUCUGUGUGGAGUUUGCAUGUUCUCCCCAUGUUCUCCCCGUGUCUGCGUGGGUUUACUCCGGGAGCUCCGGUUUCCUCCCACAGUCCAAAAACAUGCAAGUGAGGCAAGUGAGGAAAAGCUGUAGCCUAGUGGUUAAGGUACUGGACUAGUAAUCAGAAGGUUGCUGGUUCAAGCCUCACAGCUGCCAGGUUGCUGCUGUUGGGCCCUUGAGCAAGGCCCUUAACCCUCAAUUGCUCAGACUGUAUACUGUAACUGUAAUGUAAGUCGCUUUGGAUAAAAGCGUCUGCUAAAUGCCAAAAAUGUAAAUGUAAAUUGGAGACACUAAAUUGUCCACGACUGUGAUCGAUAUAACCUUGUGAACUGAUAAACCUUGUGUGAAGAUAAACUACCGUUCCUGUCAUGAAUGUAACCAAAGUGUAAAACAUGACGUUAAAAUCCUAUUAAACAAACAAAAAAACUUUCUUUCAGACAUAAUAAUUUGAAUAAUUGAUCUAUAGGACAUUAAUACAAAAGUAUUAAAAUAUAGGCUUCAGGUAUACCAAUGUUCCUUUUGGUCAGCAGUGGGUUUCCUUUUUUCUAUUCUGCCUCCAACAUAUGAACAUGAAUUUUUGCUAUGCCCUUUUUAUUUUGUGAGGUCAUACACAAUCAUAAACAGUAAUUCCUGAAUCAGUUGUCACUUGGGUAUCGGAGAAAUAUUUGGCUGGGAAAUUUUCAGUUACUUCUGAAUAGAUUCACCAGUGUUCCAAGUUUCCUUGGCAGUAAUGGUUCUUAAUGUGGUUCAGUCCUAGAGCCUUAUAAAUGACCCUGUCCAGACUGAUUUUUUCCUUCAAAUCAUACUCAAAAUGUCUGAUUUUUUUAGAAUGUGACAUAGUGUUCCUGUAGGAACCUUAUAGAAUAAGUAACCAAUUGGGUAAUUACUUGGUCAUUAAGUUGAUGUGUUUUGCUUUUGCUACAUAAUUGUAUUUUUGUAAUAAUUUGUAAUUUAAUUAUCUAACAGCCACACUGAUAACCAA
This is a messenger RNA of Trichomycterus rosablanca, 1955 nucleotides long. RefSeq lists its product as uncharacterized. Lineage: Eukaryota; Metazoa; Chordata; Actinopteri; Siluriformes; Trichomycteridae. The transcript is spliced from 5 exons. Gene Ontology annotation, molecular function: adenine phosphoribosyltransferase activity. The coding region runs from base 6 to 590 and encodes 194 amino acids. The record is from RefSeq and is a predicted model, not a curated record.